This is a messenger RNA of Poecilia latipinna (sailfin molly), 1573 nucleotides long. It is a transcript of the gene cav4b, whose product is annotated as caveolin 4b. Gene Ontology annotation, cellular component: caveola; sarcolemma; focal adhesion. NCBI's taxonomy places the organism in Eukaryota, Metazoa, Chordata, Actinopteri, Cyprinodontiformes, Poeciliidae. The transcript has 4 exons. Bases 444 to 1025 code for a protein of 193 amino acids. The record is from RefSeq and is a predicted model, not a curated record. Gene Ontology annotation, molecular function: molecular adaptor activity. Gene Ontology annotation, biological process: regulation of cytosolic calcium ion concentration; cell differentiation; caveola assembly.
CACUUUGCUCAUGUCUAAAAUCACAGAUAUUCUCUAAUAUUUCACUUUUGCACUGUUUCUGCAUUGUGUUUAAAAUGAGACAGUAGGUGUGGCAUUGUUUCAGUUUCUGUGUUAAGACCGCUCCCCCACUGAAAUGUGAUCUUUUGGACCCAUCCACUCCUCCUCCUAAAAUAACCCCUUUCCCCUACAGCCAACCAAGACCCAGACACAAGAAAUAAGUCAUACAGUACCACAUUAGCACUUAUAUCACUCUAAAGACAGAGUAGAGCACUGUUGAUGUUGGUGUGCUUGGUGAAUAUGGCAAUAUAAUCUCUGAAGGGCUAGGUAAUCAAUCUGAUGAUCUUUGUGACAUUUUUGAUUAACUUGCUGCAGUCUGUCCCGUCUCUCUGCAAAAAAUCUGUCUUUACUGAUACAGGACUAGGAAAGCAUUUAAGUGAGCAAAGAUGAUGAUGGUGAGCGAUGACUGUCUGGUAGAGUGUAAGAUUGAUGACAGUGAUGAGGAAGAGGUGAACACUCCUCCUCCUCCACCAGAAUUUGCAUCGAAAGCUUCAACUCCAGCUCCAAAAGACCCAACUCCUCCCGCAAAUUCUCCGAGUCCCGCUCCGACCCGACCUGUCAACAGAGACCCACAUGGCAUCAACCAACACCUUAAGGUGGAGGUCAGUGAUGUUCUGGCUGAACCUGCCACUCCUCAUAGUAUAGGUGGUGUGUGGACUUACAGUCUGGUUGGCUUUGAGAGGACUCGCAUCUGGACCUAUCGCUGCCUCUCCUUGCUGUUUGCUGUGCCUCUUGCUUUCCUGUGUGGACUCUUCCUAGCCAUCCUCGCCUGCCUACGCGUCUGGUUCCUGGUUCCCUGCAUACAGCUGAGCAACACCUUCCUGCCCUGCUUGCGCUCCUUGUUUAUAUGUGCUGUGAACGUCUUCAUCUCCCCCUUCUGUAUGUCUCUGGCGCUCUGCUGCACACAGAUCUCUAUCUCACUGUCCAACAAAGACUUGGAUCGAAAGAGAGACAAAGACACUGUGUGAAUGUAAAGAAAAAACAAGGAAUCUUGAUUGAGAAAGUGUGUGAAUGGGAAGUAGAGUGCUUUUAUUUAAAUGCACAUGAUUUUUUUAAUUCUAAGUUUUAAAAUGUUUGCAGUUAUUUUAUUUAAAUAAAUUAUUUUGAUAAGUCUUGUGAAGAAAUCUGUUCUUAAUGUACUGACCCAUUUUAUUCUUUUUUUUAAAUCACUGAUAAAUGUAUGAUUAUAGGCUUUGUAUGAUCUUGAUAGUUUGCAUUUUGAUUUUGUAUUGGUUUAAGGGAAAUAAAUUUUAGCUCCGGUCAAUUUGUAUACACAAACCAACUAGGAAAACUCUCUUUUUGAACAAAAUAGUAAGCCAGGAAAAAGCUACUCCGGCUGUGUUUUACUUACAUAUGAAGUUCGAACUUCAGAUGUAACAUAAGAAUAACGUCAAACUUAACUCAACCAUGUUCCAGCUCCUAGUAAUGUGACUGACUGCUAUUAGCAAAGCAAGGUAAUAAUAUUAGUUUCUGUGUUAUACAUUUUAUCAACAUGUUCACUAGUUUGUGACUUUUA